Siniperca chuatsi (mandarin fish) is the source of this 2872-nucleotide messenger RNA. It is a transcript of the gene yod1, whose product is annotated as YOD1 deubiquitinase. Gene Ontology annotation, biological process: endoplasmic reticulum unfolded protein response; protein deubiquitination. Gene Ontology annotation, molecular function: protein binding; cysteine-type deubiquitinase activity. The record is from RefSeq and is a predicted model, not a curated record. The coding region runs from base 111 to 1016 and encodes 301 amino acids. NCBI's taxonomy places the organism in Eukaryota, Metazoa, Chordata, Actinopteri, Centrarchiformes, Sinipercidae. Gene Ontology annotation, cellular component: nucleus; cytosol. The transcript has 3 exons.
ACACAGAGAGCGUCAUGCCGUCAUACAGACGUAGAGUGACGUUCUACACAUCAGUCUCUCACUGGAUGUUUAUUGUUUGAGGCAGGGCUGCAGUCAACACAGCAGGCAGAAUGUUACGGCUUCGCUGUAAAACUAAAAAUGGGAGCCACAUAAUGCAGGGCUUAACUCAUCAGUCCUGUGUGCAAGAGCUGAAGAGGAAGGUGGAGGAGCUGACUGGUAUCCCCUGUGACGUGCAGAAAAUUAUGGUUGGUUAUCCGCCCUCCAGCCUUGAUCUUCAAAAUGGAGAUGCUCACCUCAAGGACUAUCCCAUCAAAUCAGGAGACACACUUAUUGUUGAGGAAGAAAAAAACAAACCAAAGCCUCAGAAUCAUCCCACUGUGACUAAAACGCCACGCCUGGAAGCCUCACCUGUGCUGGCACGUCGAGUGGUCCCAGCUGACAACUCCUGCCUCUUCACCAGUGUGUAUUAUGUGGUGGAAGGUGGUGUAUAUGACCCUGCUUGCGCCCCUGAGAUGCGAGGCCUCAUCGCCCAGAUUGUGUCAAGUGACCCCGCAGCUUACUCUGAAGCAGUGCUGGGAAAAACCAACGAAGAGUAUUGCACUUGGAUAAGACGUGACGACACCUGGGGAGGAGCCAUCGAGGUGUCUAUCCUGUCCAAGUUUUACCAGUGUGAGAUCUGUGUGGUGGACACUCAGACAGUCCGAGUGGAUCGAUUUGGGGAGGAUGCUGGCUACCACAAACGUGUGCUGCUCAUCUACGACGGCAUCCACUAUGACCCACUGCAGAAAGAAAUACCCGGCUCUGACGCACCGCCCCAGACUAUCUUCUCCACCACAGAUGAUGUAAUUCUGGCCCUGGCCCUCGAGCUGGCAGACGAGGCUCGCCGCAAGCGGCAGUUCACAGACGUUAACCGCUUUGCGUUGCGCUGCAUGGUGUGCCAGACAGGCCUGGUGGGACAAAAGGAAGCUCGUGAGCAUGCCAAGGAAACAGGCCAUACCAAUUUUGGCGAAGUGUGAACGUUAUUGUCUUUUCUCCCUCUCACAAAUACAACUACCACCAACCCCGUGCCCCACGUUUGGCAACUGUUGGUCUAUUUGUCAAUCUGCUUGUGUGAUCCUCUACCUCACAUUGUCCAGCGACAUCUAUGGAGAAUCUGCAGACACUGUGUUCAGCCUCUAACCAGUUCAGUAUUACAUUUUAACUGCUGUCAGUUCUCAAAGUCAGAAACGCUACUGCAGUGCUCCGAUGUCAUUAAACCAUCAUUUUAUUCUGUUUAGGGAUGGUUUCAAAUUUGUUUAACUGGGUCAAGUAAAAUAUGCAAACUAUUCUUAGGAUUUGUUUUAAUCUGUUUAGAUUACUUGAUGGCUGGGUUAUCUUGAUAACAAACCAAAUAGUGGCUGGUGUAUUGUCAAUAAGAAAAUGUGCCAAAUUGUCAAUACUUACCUGUGACUGACUAAACUUAUGUGAUAAAACCCCGCUAUCUGGCUCUAGACAGAACUUAAAACAACCACUACGAAUUAUUUGCACUAUGAUGCGAUUCUAUUCACUGUUGUCUUAAGCGCAGCACACAAAGUUUGACUGUUAUUCAUGAUGUUGGUUAUGUAGCAUGUUUUUUAUUUCCCUCGUUGACAAAUGUAUGUCAGAGAGAGAACUCUUCCAAUACUAGAAACUGAUAAUUUGGUUAAUUUUAGAUGUCUGAAUUGUUCAGCACAGUUGCUAAACUGGAUUCAUCUUUAUACAAAUGUGCUUUUUGUGACAUCUUUCACUUUACUGAGCAGUGGCCAUUGAGAUUGAGGUUAUGCAUUUUUAAAUACAAUAUCAUAUUGCAAAUUGUGAUCCAAAAUGUUGCUUAAUUACUUAUGUGGGACUUUUUUUUUAUGUUGCAACAUGGUUUAUCAGUGAGCUUAUUUUAAAGUAGAAAAAAAAAAAAAUCUUAGUUUUUCUUCAUGGGUACGACUAUUUCAGGGGUAUAAUUUUCAAAUGUCGUCAUGCUGUAAGACCUUUUUUUUUUUAAAUAUAUAUAUAUAUAUAUUGGUGAAUAUUUUGAAAAACACUAAGCGUGAUGAGAGUUGUUUGAGCAUUGUAUUUUAGAACACAAAUCAUGGUGAUAAGGUAGUGUAUUGACUAGAAAUCUGAAACAAGUGAGUGUAAGACAUGCUGUAUGAGAGAAAUCCUGCUCACUUUAUGCAUUUACUGAUCAGGUACAGUCCAUACAUUAUGUGCUUUGCUAAUCAGUAUUAACCAUUUACCUUUGCAAUUUAAAUUUUUUAUCCCAAGAGUAACUCUAGUCAGGUUGUUUGCGAACUAUGAAUCAAGGUCCAUUAUGGUUUAAUAUGUAGUGCAUGUUGUCCAAAAAAACACUGUCAGGCAUCAUCUAUUUGCUUAUUCUCUUUGAAUGAGGAUGAAGCAUGCACUCAUGUUAAACCACAGCUCAAAAAUGUUACAUUGAAGGGGGCCAUGAAGAUAUCUGUGGGAUUAGUUUUUUCCUUGAAACCCAAUUUAUUGUGGCCUCAUGUUGUGCAGAACCAGUAUUUCUACUUCACAUAUCUGUGACUUGAUUGGGGCUUUCUUUCAGAAUUUUUCUUGGUUCAGACUCAGAUGGUGUUGGGAAUAAACAAAAGUCAAUGGCAAAGGCAAUUAUCUCCCCCUCCCCCAUCUGUUACCUUAGGUAGUUUAUUUUAACAGCGAUUAUGGAUUAAUCCGCUUGUAUAAAAAUGAAACUAUGAAAUGGCUUUGUUGUAUUUUGUAUUUACCAAGUUCUCAUGACUCUUCAAGGACAAUAACAAUGAAUGUUGCACACAAAGCACUACAGAAUAACUGGAUUUACUUGAUUUUUUUCAGUGUUGUGUCACAAUUAAAGGUUAUAGCUGAC